Molecule: messenger RNA, 902 nt
Organism: Glycine soja
Lineage: Eukaryota; Viridiplantae; Streptophyta; Magnoliopsida; Fabales; Fabaceae
Product: 40S ribosomal protein S15a-1
Exons: 4
Coding region: 146-538 (130 amino acids)
Biological process (GO): translation
Cellular component (GO): cytosolic small ribosomal subunit; ribosome
Molecular function (GO): structural constituent of ribosome
Source: RefSeq, a predicted model, not a curated record
UUGAAAACACAGUCCGGCGGGCCCAAAAGCGAACCCGAUGAAGAAGGCGUGAUAUGUAUGUUAUGCAAAACCCUAAACACAUUAAGGUUUGGCUGUAACCCAGAGCUCCUUCGCCUCAUCGAUAGUUUAAAGUCUCGUUUUGACAAUGGUGAGGGUUAGUGUGUUGAAUGAUGCUCUGAAGAGCAUGUACAACGCCGAGAAGCGCGGGAAGCGCCAGGUCAUGAUUAGGCCAUCCUCCAAGGUCAUCAUAAAAUUCCUAUUGGUCAUGCAGAAGCACGGGUACAUUGGUGAGUUCGAGUAUGUUGAUGACCACAGGGCUGGGAAAAUCGUGGUUGAAUUGAAUGGGCGGCUGAAUAAGUGUGGGGUUAUUAGCCCUCGCUUUGAUGUUGGUGUCAAAGAGAUUGAAGGUUGGACUGCAAGACUACUACCCUCAAGACAGUUUGGGUAUAUUGUCUUGACAACCUCUGCUGGUAUCAUGGAUCAUGAAGAGGCUAGGAGAAAGAAUGUUGGUGGUAAAGUGUUGGGUUUCUUCUACUAGGCUUGCUUUUUGUUUGAGGUUCGCUCCGAUGAAGUUUGAGAUUCACCAGUUUUGAUGGACCAUGUGCUAGUUUGCUAGCGCCAUAAGUUAUAGAGAGCAGGAGUUUUAAUUAUUAUUAUUUCCUUAUUCUAGCAUGCGCAUUUUACUGUUUGUGAAAACGACUUGGUCAUUCUAAUCACUUUUUUUCCAUUCCAUAUUGGGUUGGUCGUUUUUGUUUAACGGGUAUGUAUUUAGAAUUGACAUGGUCAUUGGCGUUGUUGCAAUUGUUUUCUUCCAUUAAGGAAGCAAUAUGAGAAGUGCAGGAAGCAAUUCCGGAUGUGCAGAAAGAACACCCCAGCGAUGUUCGAUGGUUGGUGUUUUGCCU